Molecule: messenger RNA, 309 nt
Organism: Laetiporus sulphureus 93-53
Lineage: Eukaryota; Fungi; Basidiomycota; Agaricomycetes; Polyporales; Laetiporaceae
Exons: 2
Coding region: 1-309 (102 amino acids)
Source: RefSeq, a predicted model, not a curated record
AUGUCGAUUGAUGAGAAGCAGCGCCACCCCAAGAAGCGCCGGCACCGUAUUCUGUGGCCGAGUCCAAGUCUGAGCGUGAGCGUCGCCACCGGCACAAGAAGAACGAGUCCGAGUCGAAAAGCAAGACAGAAUGUUCGCGCUCUUUGGCGCCGGUCGAGAAGACGGAGGAACAUUACAGUACGAUGCAAGGCUGAGAGGGAGUGUCUGGCUGAGGCGAAGAGGCGCGAGCUGGAGAGGCUGAAGCGGCAGGUGGAGAGGGAGCAGGCAGAGCAUACGGGUGGAGUGCAGUUCAAGGGCGUGGGAGGAUGA